AUGGUAAAAGGAGGAAGAAACAACGAUAACCAUUAUAUAAAUACCCCUCGUUUUGAUAAAAUUCACCAAAAUCUGGUAAUAAUGUAGGCUAAUUAAUCAAAAACACGGAGGGGCAAUCCCGUCCAGUGAAAAAGUAACCCAAAUUUCAUGGGACACCAAACAAAUCGUUUUGCUUUAUAUUAUAGAUAAUCGAGCGCAUCCUUGAAACCCAUCUCUCUCUCUCCCUUUGAUCUCUCAAAUGAAACCGAUCCGAUACCACUUUUUCCUUGGGAAAGAUUGCAACAUUAUUGGGAAUCCAUGAAAAGCUUAAUAGUCAAACUUUACGAUCUUGACCGACUACUGCUACUUAAGUGGAUUGAAUGAACGAGAUCAGAGAUGCAAAAUAGAAAAGCAGUUUGAAACCGUUAGAUCUAAAAGAUAUUCACGGAUACGAAACUAUGGAACACCCACCCAGGGUCGGAGAUUCGACUAGCCAUUUCAAAUUUUUGUUUUGUUACCGUGAAUAAAACAAAUUUAAACCCUGAUUUCAUAUUUUUGUUCUUCUGAUUCAAUUGUACGCAUAAGCUGCUUACUCUUCCCUGAAGAUCUUUCCAGAAAAUGAUGGAAACUUCCGAACAGAAGCGAUUGAGAUUUCAAAAUGAGGUUAUGAAGUGGUUGAAUGAACUAUCAGGUAAUCUACAAAAGAGAGCCAGUGAUGUUACACAUGAAAUAGAUGAAUUAUUAGGUCAGACUGAUACUGUUGAACAAGAUAUGAAGAAUACACUAAAUUCUUUCAGAAAUCUUACUUGUAUCGGUUUCGUGGAUAAUAAAAUAUCCGAAGAAGAUGACAACGCUGACCAUUCAAAUGAAAGAACUAGAAGAACCGGUGAUACAAGUAUUCGUGCUCAAAGCUAUGAUGAAGAUAUAUUGCCGAGAUAUAGAGAGGCUUUAUCUGUUGGUUUGAGUUCCUAUCGCGAUCACAUGCAGAAAACAAACAGAACCUCACCAUCAGGCUCUGUCUUCAAAAGUGGGUUAGCAUCCAAUUGUCUCCCACAUAUAAUUGGUUCAGCUGAAUAUAUACAUGACAACAGUUGUGGUUUAACAGAUGACUUCUCAUCGGAGAGUUCAUAUCUUGAUUUCAGCCACUUGCUAGAACCGAAACAAGCCUCUUUUAGUACCAUAAAAUUUGGUUCAGAAUCUUCAGAUGCUAUAUUCAGUGAUGUAUUUGGGGCACCACAAGGCCAAACUGAAAAGGAUAGAAGUGACCCACUCGUUUCUGCUGCUUUAGAUUUUAAAGCAAUGCUUGAAGCUGCACUUCUCAGUCCCUAUAAAUUCUACGAUGAGGGAAGCUCAUCAUUGUCAGACCCGGUCCACAGUUUUGAUACCAAUACAGAGCAAAGGCAUUCACGUCUGGAAAAUUUGCUGUCUACCUCAUCUGAUGCUGUUGAAGAUCAUAAUUCUCAAAACCCUUCUGGAACUAUGGAUACAGAUACCACUCUGCCUGUGACCCCUAGAAACCUCUACUCAGAAACACAAUGGAUUGGUUCUGAAUUAAUAUCUGAGAGUCUUUUCUCUGCGGAAGAAGAGUCGAUGCUUGUAACCAGCCACGAUACACAUGACGACCUGUCAACCAAAAACAUGUCUAGCCGUGUAGAUAAUGAGAUUUCAGCAGAUAGCAAGAAGGACGACACCAUCCGUAAUUCCAAAACGGAAGAUGAAUAUGUCGAUGCCAUUGAAGAUGACAAUGUGCCUCGUGCAGCAAUUGUACAAGAAAUAUCGACAACCUCAUUAUCUUCACCAGAGGAUGUCGUCAAUGUUGAAUAGGCUAGCUGGAGAUAAGUGAACUGACAUGUUGAUGCACUGUGCUGGUUAGAAUGUAAUGGAGGUGGGAAGCCAGGUGGGGCUCGCCAGCACCCCAAUUGUUGCAAGGCUGAAAUUGUUGUGAAGAACUUUAUCUGAUCUAGUCAUGAGCUUGAUAUAGUUAUGGACCUCAUCUUUAGGGUUGUAUGUAUAGUGUUGUAGUUUCAUUUUGUUAGACAUUUGGGAAUAUUGGUUUCAAACUUUCAAUUUUUUCACACAGA
Papaver somniferum (opium poppy) is the source of this 2060-nucleotide messenger RNA. RefSeq names its product WASH complex subunit 2-like. The transcript is spliced from 8 exons. The record is from RefSeq and is a predicted model, not a curated record. NCBI's taxonomy places the organism in Eukaryota, Viridiplantae, Streptophyta, Magnoliopsida, Ranunculales, Papaveraceae. Bases 598 to 1803 code for a protein of 401 amino acids.